AUGAAAUCAGAAGAACACGGAGAGAUUAGUGACUCCACUGAAUUGGGAGAAGUGCUUACGGAAGAAGUCUCACUGGUAGCUCAGAUAAAAGUUUCUAAUCAGAAGCUGCUACUAUCGAAGGAAGUGAUAGUCGAAGGAAUCGACAUGGAGCGAGAAAGGUCAGCAAGUUUGCAACGCGAAUUACAAGAAGCUAUGGAACAAUACACGAAUGAUAAACAAUUUAAAGGAAAAGAAGAAGCAACCGUAGAAUUACAAGCUAUUACUUCUGAUGGGCAGUCGCAAACUGAUGAUUUACAAGAAUAUAUACGAAGUCUGGAAAUGGAAUGUGAAAGAUUGCGUGAGAUCGAGAAAGUCAUUUCUGAAAAGGAUGUGUUACUGAAAGAAAGGCAAGAAUUGCAGAACAUUCUUGAAAUGGAGUUGCAGACUACAAAAGCUGAGGCUUUAGCUGAAAAAGAGAAAAAGAUAGCGGAAGAAGCGGCUUGGAAAGAAAUGAAGCAAGGAUUUUGCACUGAAAUUGAAGCAUUAAAGAUACGCGUACUCGAGUUGCAGUGCGCCAAAGAAGAAGAACAAACUUCAGUAGCUCAAAAUUUGGAAGUGGUUAAAAAAAUACUGAGAGAAGAUGUGAAUGGAUAUGAAGUCGGGAUGAGAUUUAGUAAAGAAAUGGAGCUAUUACGUAUGUAUUCAAUAAUGGAAGAAUUAACAUAUCAAGUGCGGUCGGAGCAAAAACGCGCUGAAGAAGCCGAAAAACGCUUGGACGAUAUCCUUAGCAUGGGUAAUGCUAAUGUCUGUACCCACGAUAACGCUCAGGUGCAAGUAGCUGGAUUACCAUCUACUCCUCUGAAUUGUUUUAAAGUGAAAGAUGAUGAAGAAUCCAGCCUUUGCUCUUGGCCAUCUCUGCCAGAAUUCAAAAGAUCCUUCAAUCACGAUUCUGACGAAGAAAGUUCAUCACCAGUUUCAGAUGCCUUUAAUGCAAGAUUAAUUAAUCGUUUUAGUGUCUUGCGAAUGAAACUUGCCAAGACCACUGAUCUUUUAAAUAAAUACGAAGAAGAGAAUAGCUUAUUGCGAAAAGAAGUAAUUGAAAAAAGUGAAGAGAUUGCGCAUUUGAUGCAUACUUUAUGCGAUACUAAUCAUAGUCCACAAGUGUCAAAUUCAUCAGCUGAGCAUUCAGACGUUACGGGAGAAAAAUGGCAAUUGAUCUGA
This is a messenger RNA of Brugia malayi, 1200 nucleotides long. RefSeq lists its product as uncharacterized. NCBI's taxonomy places the organism in Eukaryota, Metazoa, Nematoda, Chromadorea, Rhabditida, Onchocercidae. The coding region runs from base 1 to 1200 and encodes 399 amino acids. The record is from RefSeq and is a predicted model, not a curated record. The transcript has 11 exons.